Messenger RNA from Chaetomium fimeti, 1068 nucleotides. Its product is annotated as optic atrophy 3-like protein. Gene Ontology annotation, biological process: regulation of lipid metabolic process. NCBI's taxonomy places the organism in Eukaryota, Fungi, Ascomycota, Sordariomycetes, Sordariales, Chaetomiaceae. The transcript has 2 exons. Gene Ontology annotation, cellular component: mitochondrion. The coding region runs from base 262 to 915 and encodes 217 amino acids. The record is from RefSeq and is a predicted model, not a curated record.
CGAGGACUUGCCGCAACAUUAUUGGCUCAAGUACCGAGGUGUCCCUGGGAUAGCCCCACCAAAGUCAAGAUGACUCCAUCCCACCACCAACGCUUCCUGAAGCCAACAGUUGAAGUUCUCGCUGGGUAGAGAGGUACCUAUUCAAUCGGCAACAGACACUUCGAACGGAUCACCGACCUCGAGCCCCAACUCAACACUUCUGCACUUGGCAUCGCGCACCACACCACUGGUUAGCUGACAACCCAGAGAACUUGGAGCGCCAUGGUGCCGCUACCACUCUUCAAGCUCGCGGCGCUCCUCGUGCGACAUGUUUCCAAAUACGGCGCGAACCACAUAAAACACCAGGCGCACGAACACCCGAGAUUCCGGGACUUUGCUGCGCGGUAUGGCCAGAUAAUACACCAGCUUAAUAUGCGGAUGUCGGUCGCUGUAAUACGGAACAAAGAUGCCGAGCAACGGGCGAAGGAGAAAGCCGAGGCGCCGGUGGUAAAGACGGAAGAGCAAAUUAAAAAGGAGGAGGAGCUCCGAGCCAAGUACGGAACGACGGCGCGGGCGACGAUCAAGGAGGCCAAAGAGCCCCCCGUCAGUGUUUGGAAGCGCAAGUUCAGGCCGCUCCCCGAAGGGAAAGCGGUCGACCUUUUUGCCGACGUGAUUGGCGAUGCGUUUAUCCUUGGGGUUGCGGGAGGGUUGAUAACGUACGAGUACUGGAAGGCCUCGCAGAAGCCGGAUAAGAACAAGGAGAUGAUUGAGGAACUCCAGAAUCGGAUGGAGGAAUUGAGGAUAAAAGAGGAGGAGCUGGAAGCCAGGGAGAGGGAGCAGCAAGAACGGGUGCAGCUGAUUGAGGUCGCGUUAAGAGCGUUCAAGGACCCGAAAACGAAGCAGCCCCUCCUAGCGACCCCAACGGCGGCAGCCUGAUGCCGUGGAAGCACGGAAUCCAGUAUUCACCAUUAUCCCCUUCCGAGGCCGGGCGAAAUAACCUCGUUUGAGGUGUAGCAUCGAGAAAUAUGCUGCUGUCCGAUUCAACUGUACGAGGGUGCACAGUUUUGAGAGUGACCAUGGAAUGAUGAA